Molecule: messenger RNA, 1146 nt
Organism: Hibiscus syriacus
Lineage: Eukaryota; Viridiplantae; Streptophyta; Magnoliopsida; Malvales; Malvaceae
Product: putative uridine kinase C227.14
Cellular component (GO): cytoplasm
Molecular function (GO): kinase activity; ATP binding
Source: RefSeq, a predicted model, not a curated record
UGUCCAUAGAUCUCUUUUAGUCUAAGCAUUUGAAUUCUAAACCCUAACAUCUCUCACCAUCUUUUCUUUUGGGGGUUCGAUUAUGGAGAUUUCCUCAAUUUCCACCAAUUCAAUUCACUAUUUCUGUCCCUCAACAGAGUCUCUGUUGUUCAAGAGCGUUAAGCUUCCUUCGUGGGAUCAACACCCGGGGUCCAUUUCUUUGAAUUCAAGAACUGAACAACGUUUAUCUGGUCGGCUAUGUUGUCUCGGUAACAAGCAGAACUUAGUGAAGGUUAAAUGUAGUCAAAAGAGAGAAAUUCCGGUUCUCGAGGGCAGUUCUAUGCAUGAGGUUUUUGAUAAUUUGGCUGAGCGUAUUCUUCCUACAUCAGCAGUAGCAUCGAAUCCUAAUACAAAGCAUAUUGUAGGUUUGGCUGGCCCUCCUGGUUCUGGGAAAAGUACUCUAGCUUUUGAAGUUACACAGCGCAUAAACAAGUUAUGGUUCCAUAGGGCUUGUGCUUCUGAUCCUCAAGUUAAGCCUCCAGAUGUUGCUAUAGUUAUUCCAAUGGAUGGGUUCCAUCUAUAUCGUUCGCAACUAGAUGCAAUGGAGAAUCCAAAAGAAGCACAUGCAAGAAGGGGAGCUCCUUGGACUUUUGACCCCAUGUUACUGCUAAAUUGCCUCAAGAAUCUAAGGGAUCAGGGUUCUGUUUAUGCACCAUCAUUUAACCAUGGUGUUGGAGACCCUGUUGAAGAUGACAUCUUUGUGAGCCUUCAACAUAAAGUGGCCAUAGUAGAAGGAAAUUAUCUAUUGUCCGAAGAAGGGGUUUGGAAGGAGAUAUCGUCUAUAUUUGAUGAGAAGUGGUUCAUUGAUGUCGACCUUGGCACGGCAAUGCAACGAGUCCUUGAAAGGCAUAUCUCAACAGGAAAGCCCCCUGAUGUUGCUCAAUGGCGGGUAAAUUACAAUGAUAGACCCAAUGCAGAGUUUAUAAUGAAAUCAAAGAAAAAUGCUGACUUGGUAAUCAAGUCCAUUGACUUCUCUCAAGUUAAUUAAACCUGAUGAAAUGUUCGAGUAAAGGGCAAUUGGUUUGUAUUCUCUUUUAGUGUAGAAACAAAUUGGGGAAGGGGAUGUCAAUGUUAUUACCCUGAUCCUUGAGAUGUCAACCCUUGUUA